AUGUUAGAGACCGACAUCCCCAAGGCCGUGCCCGAGGAGGCGACGGUGUCGCCCACCUCUCCCACCUCUCCGCUCGCGAAUUCGCGGUACAGCAAACACAUCGUGUUAACCACCUACCCCGGCCAAAGCGGCAUCGACCCCGUCCCGCUGGAAUGGGGCGCCGGCGACGCCAAAUCGCGCGGCCCCGUCAUCGUGUCCCGCAGCCCCGCCCUGCUCAAGCGGCGCAACGCCAUGGGCGCCCACGGCGGCAGCUACAGCAUCUACAACGCCCUGGCCAUCGCCGCCGGCGACCUCGAGCCCGACUUCCGCCCCGACCUCAGCAACAGCCAGCCCGUCUUCAACUUCCCCUGGCAGCCCGCCUGGGGCGACAAGACCAAGAUCGUGUCCAUGGACCCCUGGGGCCAUGACAUCGUCAACCAGUUCCGCGACGAGCUGUCCGCCGGCUGGGACAUCCGCCCCACCAUGGCCAUCACCCGCGCCAACAUGAACUUCGCCGAGAUCACCGAUUCCGUCCGCGACGGCACGCUCAACGUCGACGGGAACAUUGUCGUGGACCAGUCCGGCGAGGUCCGCGUGACCAAGGUCGCCGUCGAGCCGGUGUGGUAUCUGCCUGGCGUGGCGGAGCGGUUCGGCGUGGACGAGGGCACGCUGCGUCGCACCCUGUUCGAGCACACGGGCGGUAGCUACCCCGAGCUGAUCACCCGGCCUGAUCUGAAGGUCUUUCUGCCUCCCAUCGGCGGGCUGACCGUGUACAUCUUCGGGCCGCCCGAGCGGGUCUCGGACGAGAAGGUCAAGCUGGCGCUGCGUAUUCACGACGAGUGCAACGGCAGCGACGUCUUUCAGUCGGAUAUCUGCACGUGCCGGCCGUACCUGGCGUUCGGAAUCAAGGAGGCCAUCCGGGAGGCGCAGAACGGCGGCAGCGGCGUGGUGAUCUACUUCCGAAAGGAGGGUCGUGCCCUGGGCGAGGUGAUCAAAUACCUCGUAUACAACGCCCGCAAGCGCGGCGGCGACACGGCCGACAAGUACUUCACCCGGACGGAGAACAUCGCCGGUGUGCGCGACAUGCGCUUCCAGGCCCUCAUGCCCGACAUCUUGCACUGGCUCGGCAUCAAGAAGAUCGACCGCAUGCUGUCCAUGUCCAAUAUGAAGCACGACGCCAUCGUGCAAUCCGGAAUCAAGAUCCUGGAACGCAUCCCCAUCCCCGAGGACAUGAUCCCGACGGACUCGCGCGUGGAAAUUGACGCCAAGAUCAACGCCGGGUACUUCACGACGGGCAAGCAGGUCACCAUGGAGGAGCUGGCUGCGGUCCGGGGCCGGGGGUGGGAGAAGUGGGAGGAUAUUACGGUGAGCGUCUGGUGCCCCGCCGUAACCUUCAUCGACCCCACAACCGACAGCCUCGACCUGACCUCCCAAACGCAAUACUUCCGCUACCUCUCGACGACGGGCCUCACGGGGCUCGUCAUCCUGGGCACCAACUCGGAAGCCUUCCUCCUGACGCGAUCGGAACGCCGAACGCUGAUCUCGACCGCGCGCGCCGCCGUCGGCCCCUCCUACCCGCUGAUGGCAGGCAUCGGCGCGCACUCCACCAAACAAGUCCUGGAGCUGGCGCACGACGCCGCCGCGGCGGGCGCAAACUACGUGCUGGUCCUCCCGCCGGCGUACUUCGGCAAAGCGACGACCCCCGCCGUCAUCAAGCGCUUCUUCAGCGACGUCGCCCGGAACUGUCCCCUGCCGGUCGUGGUGUAUAAUUUCCCGGGGGUGUGCAAUGGCGUGGAUUUAGAUAGUGAGGUUAUUACGGAGAUUGUGCGGGAAUCGGCCGCGGCGAACGUGAUGACGGGCGUGUCGAACGUGGUCGGGGUGAAAUUGACCUGCGGCUCCGUGGGCAAGAUCUCCCGACUGGCUGCGACGUUCAGCAAGGACGAUUUCGCCAUCUUUGGCGGUCAGUCGGAUUUUUUGCUCGGGGGGCUCGCGGCCGGCAGCGCCGGGUGUAUUGCCGCGUUUGCGAAUGUGUUUCCCAAGACGGCCGUCCGCGUGUAUCGACUCUUCGUGGAGGGGAGGAUCGAGGAGGCGAGGUCGUUGCAGGGCGUGGCCGCGUUGGCUGAGAGUCCUUGUAAAAGUGGCAUCGCGGCAACCAAGUAUGCUGUGGCGUGCUUUUCCGCAAAGGCGGCCGGGAUUGAGGGCGCAGAGGACAAGUUGAGGCCCCGCACGCCGUAUGAGGAGCCGGAUGAGGCGGUUAAGGGCAGGGUUAGGGGGGUUAUGGCGGGGUGUGAGGCGGUGGAGAGGGGCCUUUAG
Aspergillus heteromorphus CBS 117.55 is the source of this 2292-nucleotide messenger RNA. RefSeq names its product aldolase. The transcript has 4 exons. Lineage: Eukaryota; Fungi; Ascomycota; Eurotiomycetes; Eurotiales; Aspergillaceae. The record is from RefSeq and is a predicted model, not a curated record. Gene Ontology annotation, molecular function: GTP cyclohydrolase II activity; lyase activity. Gene Ontology annotation, biological process: riboflavin biosynthetic process. The coding region runs from base 1 to 2292 and encodes 763 amino acids.